Ctenocephalides felis (cat flea) is the source of this 462-nucleotide messenger RNA. RefSeq lists its product as uncharacterized. NCBI's taxonomy places the organism in Eukaryota, Metazoa, Arthropoda, Insecta, Siphonaptera, Pulicidae. The record is from RefSeq and is a predicted model, not a curated record. The transcript has a single exon. The coding region runs from base 273 to 440 and encodes 55 amino acids.
UUACUUUUCGAUCGACUGUACAUGAUAAUAUGUAAGCUCCUCCUCCUUUUUUAUCUCAUUAUUGAACAAAACUGUUUGCAGACAGCGAACUUGACGUUGUUUAAUAUUUCAUUGCCGUGUGUGAUCGUUGCUAGUCUAAUUAUAGAAUUUCGGUAGUGAGUGGAAAAACGCACGCGCACUAUAUAGAAUUGUACGACAUCUACUUCUAGAUCCCGUUUACAGUUUAUUCCUUAGGAGUUAUUUUUUCUGUCAACCUGUCGGCACAAAGAGGCAUGCCAAAAAUUUGCCGCGAUUGCUUGGGCAUAAGGUACCGCACUAAUUCUUUGCAUCAGACUUGGAAGUGGUUGCAUCAGACCAUUGCCCUUCACGAAUACUUGAUAUCCCUGGUUUCUUCAGCAUCUGAUCUACAAGAAUCCUGCGAGAACUGCAUGCAUCAUUAAGUAGUCAUACUAGUUGUUUUAG